This is a messenger RNA of Cladocopium goreaui, 1452 nucleotides long. The record is from the annotation of a GenBank genome assembly. NCBI's taxonomy places the organism in Eukaryota, Dinophyceae, Suessiales, Symbiodiniaceae.
AUGCAGGCUUUUAGCAAUAGUGGGGUCCAAGCCGCCGAUGAACAACGCCCCAAUGUGUUGUUCAUCAUUUCAGACGACUUGAACAACUCCAUCGGCAGCUACGGGCAUCCUCAAGUCAAAACACCGAAUAUCGACCGCCUGGCGGAACGUGGCGUGAGGUUUGAACGGGCGUAUUGUCAGUACCCAUUGUGCGGCCCGAGCCGGAACUCGAUGCUCACUGGCUUGUACCCCAACAGCACGGGCAUUCUUUCGAACUCGCAAAUCUUUCGGCAAAGUAUUCCCAAUCACGUCAGUCUCCCCCAGGCAUUUCGACUCGAUGGGUACUUCGCCGCCAGAAUCGGCAAGCUGUAUCACUAUGCUGUACCAAAGUCGGUCGGAACCAAUGGGCACGACGAUCCCGGCUCGUGGGAAUUGGAGAUGAACCCCGCCGGCUGCGAUCGCCUGCUGGAAGAACCCGACAUCUUCACACUACGGCCCGGCAACUUCGGUGGCACACUCAGUUGGUACGCAUCGCCCCGUGGUGACGAACUUCACACCGACGGCCUCAUGGCCAACGACGCCAUCUGGGUCCUGGAACGAUGCGCCAGCGAAAAGCAGCGCCCGUUCUUCCUCGCACUCGGGUUUUAUCGCCCCCACACGCCAUACGUCGCACCGGCACCGUACUUCGAUAACUACCCAAAGGAAGAUAUGCCGCUGAUUGAAGGCGUGGAGGAGGACGUCAAAGACUUGCCACCAUUGGCCCUGGCCAGCCACAAGCCUGAGCACGACUUGCUGAACGACGACUUGCGGCAACAGGCCAUCCAAGCUUACUUCUCGAGCAUCACCUUCAUGGAUGCCCAAGUAGGACGCGUCCUGGAUGCUUUGGAUAAGAACGGGCUGGCCGACAACACGAUCAUUGUCUUCACCAGCGAUCACGGCUAUCACCUGGGUGAACACGGGCUGUGGCAGAAGAUGAGUCUCUUCGAAGAGAGCGCCCGCGUGCCACUAAUCAUCGCCGCGCCCGGCAUGGGCAAACAGGGAGCGGUCGCCAAAACACCGGUCGGCCUGAUCGACCUCUAUCCCACACUGGCUGAACUCUGCGGCGUCGAUGCCCCAGAGAAUCUCCAAGGCCAAAGCCUGGCCCCCAUCUUAAGAGAUCCGAAUGAGGAAGGCCGCGGCUUCACCAUUAGCCAGGUCUCACGCCGCGGGAAACCCCAGGUGUUUGGCUACACCAUCCGCACCCCACGGUGGCGCUACACCGAAUGGGAUCAGGCCGAGCAAGGCCGUGAACUCUACGACCACGAGAACGAUCCACUGGAACUGACGAAUCUGGCCGAAGAGUCGCAGCACGCCGAGUUGAUUGCCGACUUGUCCGGGAAACUCCAAGAAGCGGUGGCCGAAUCCUUCCCAGCUUCCGGGAAGACCCCCGAAGUUCGCGGAGGUUUGUGGCUGCCGAAUCUGACUGAUCCGUAA